UCAAUUAUGUCGUUUAUACUGUUAUUCAAACAUUUGGUAUGCAGUUUAUUAAAAUAUAAAUAUUGAAUACAAUCAAAUGAUUACGAAAUUUAGAAAUCAUUUGUUGGAUCAAUUGUAUGUGUGCAUUGUGACAAGUAUCAUAGUAUCUGUAUUUCACUAGGAAAAAUAUGCCUACGUUUCUGACAACAGAAAUAACCUAACCUAUGCACCUGCGUAUAGUUAUGCGUUAAUAUCCCCACUACUUGAUAAAUAAAUGAAUACAGCUAGCAAGUUACCACGGAAAAUUUAUGUUAAAAGACUUGACAUCUUCUUCAAACUGUUUCGUUACAAAUCUGAGUAUCAUUAUUAUGAUAUUGUUCCAUCUUUACCUCUUCGUAUGUCCGGACUAGCUGUAAAACAAGUAUUUUUGAGAAAUUUUUGUAAAAACGUGUUAAUAUCUGAGAGAUCUGUUUGUUAUAAUUUAAUGGCAAAUUCAGCUACACAACAGAAAUUAAGUCAAACAUCAAUGGAUCCUUUUUUGGAAACAUAUUACAAUUCUAAUAAUUAUGAAAUUCCAUUAAAUUUUACAUCAGAAAAUUUAGCAUGUGAAAGUAACAUACAAACACUUGAGACGAAUACAUGUGUUGAAUCUCCAAUGUUCUUAAUGGAUAAGUAUAUGUCUGACAAACAAAGAUAUAAAUCAAUGCGACAAUGGAAACGAUUUAAGAAAGAGAAGCUGACCUCUAAUUCUGAAGAAUCUUUUAUUCUGAGAGUAUUAUCCUUCAACAUUUUGGCACAAUAUCUACUGGAAACUUAUUCAUUUUUAUAUACGGCACAUGACAAGCAGGCACUAUCUUGGGAGAUUAGGAGGCAGCUUCUCUUAGAAGAGAUUUUAGGAAUGCAAGCUAAUGUCAUUUGUCUUCAAGAAAUGCAAGAAGAACAUUUAGAAGAAUUUUUGAUUCCAUUCAAGGAGUUGGGUUAUAACUACUUAUAUAAAAAGCGAACAAAUGAUAAGAAAGAUGGACUACUAUUUCUGUAUCGAUCUGAUCAACUUAUUUUAUUGGAUUAUGCAAAGGUUGAACUUUAUCAACCUGGCAUAGAAUUAUUAAGUAGAGAUAAUGUUGGAAUUAUUGCAAAACUAGCAGUUAGAAAAAGUCCUGAAAUACAAUUGGUGAUUGCUACAACUCAUCUACUCUACAAUCCAAGAAGAAAUGAUGUAAGACUAGGACAAGCUCAACUUCUUUUAGCAGAAAUUGAAAGAAUUGCUUUCCUAGAGAAUACAAUGACGGGUAUCAAAUAUCUUCCAAUCAUACUCACAGGUGAUUUCAACUUAAAACCCUAUUCUGGAGUAUACAAAUUUAUUGUAGAAGGAGUAUUUAAAUAUCAAGGCAAGGGAAGAAAUCUUGAACGAACAGAUUACCGAUCUCUAUCGAAUUCUCUUAUUCCUCCUCGACUUUGCGUUACUGAUAAUUGUCAACAUUUUAAUGUCUUAAAACAUAGAUUAAGUGGAGAAGGAACAGAUAAAGUGAUGUUGGAAAAUAGCGAACAUGCUGUAGAAGAACUCACUUCAACAAAUAAUUCAUCAAAUCUUUGUGAAGUAAACGCAGAUACAACUGAUCUUCAAACAAUAGAAAUUGCACAUGAUCAUCAUGUAAAAUUCUGUUCUGGUACUUUAACACAUCCUUUUCAUUUUGAUAGUGUAUACAAACAUCAAAAUUGUCACGGAGAACGAGAAGCUACAACGAAUCAGGGCGAAUGGAUUACUGUUGAUUAUAUCUUUUAUAGCGGUUUGGAACUUCUUGAAAAAUAUGAUUUACCCACAGCUAAAAGGUGUAACACUUUACCUACAAUACCUAAUUUUGCGAUUGGAAGUGAUCAUUUGUGUUUAGCAGCUACUUUUAAACUACAUAAAAGCAAGCUUUAAAGCUGUACGAUUUAUAAUCUAGUGUAAUAUUGUUAUAAACUUGACAUAGAACACUUUUUUUACAUUAACGUAUGAGAAAAAUGACAUAAGAGAUACUGUACAGAAUAGCAAUGUUAUUUUGUGUAAAAAAUCCAAAAUGUCUUUAUUUUCCUUUACUCUUAUAUAAAUGUGGAAAAGAUACUUUAGUUUAUAAUGAUUUGAUAAUGUAGAAUAUGACAUGUACUAUCUAGAUUAUAUAUUUAUUUCGGGUGCAAAACCAAAUUUAAUACAAAAUUAUUGUUCUUUAA
Molecule: messenger RNA, 2190 nt
Organism: Frieseomelitta varia
Lineage: Eukaryota; Metazoa; Arthropoda; Insecta; Hymenoptera; Apidae
Gene: angel
Product: protein angel homolog 2
Exons: 6
Coding region: 254-1903 (549 amino acids)
Molecular function (GO): 3'-5'-RNA exonuclease activity
Source: RefSeq, a predicted model, not a curated record